AUGAGAACACCCUGUGGAAAUGUCUACUCUCACGACCAUCUCAAAAAGGUUGCAGAGACGGCUAGGAAGCAGGGGAUAAUGGUGAUCACAAACGACCAAACUAUAUUUGGAGACAAUCCCUUUGUUCCAAUGGGGAAGUUCGCAACGAUCGUCCCUGUGUUGACGUUAGGAGGAAUAUCUAAAGGAUGGGUUGUUCCUGGAUGGAAAAUUGGCUGGAUCGCCUUGAGUGGCUCAAUCCAUCUUGACAUAACUCCGGACCCUUCCACUAUAAUUCAGAACAGACCUUCGAGUUUUGAGUUCACAGUUCGCGUGUUCUUGAUCUCUGUUUCGAUACCGCUUCCGCCUCUCCAUCACUCGAUCGAGAAAGGGGAUAAGAAGUUCUUUGCAAAGAAGAACGAGAGACUCAAACAUAAUGUCGAUUUGGCGUGUGGUAGGCUCAAGGACAUCCCCUGCCUCGUCUGUCCCAAGAAACCCGAGUCUUGCACUUACUUGUUGGUAAAAAUUCUAUAA
Molecule: messenger RNA, 510 nt
Organism: Arabis nemorensis
Lineage: Eukaryota; Viridiplantae; Streptophyta; Magnoliopsida; Brassicales; Brassicaceae
Source: the annotation of a GenBank genome assembly